UUUGGAGCCAAACAUGAAGUUGCGAUUUAGGGGAAUACUAAUCCUUUUCGCAUUGCGACGUUGCAGGGCCAAUUAUAAUAUACGGAAGAUGGAGAAGAUGGUGCAGAUGGUAGAGCCUGAUCCUGUUACUAAGUCCCAGCUGCCUUUAGGGGAUGCCAAGAGUAUUUCCCUUGCUCCAACACAGCGGCAGUCUAUCGGUGGCAUCAACAACUCUACGAGUAACACCUCGAUCCUCGAUGCAGGCGAGCAGAUGAAGAACACCACUAGUCCAGCAGCAUCCGGUCCUGGUUCCCCUUCUGAUAUAUCUGCUACCCCUUUUCAAUCAUCGCCAUCCGCGGUGAAGCAUAUCCGGCGGAGCAAGCGUUCAACUCGGACAAAUUUGCCAUUCGAUUUUCAUACGAAACAUCUACCCUGCGACAUAGAUAUGGGCCUUCAGCUCAUCACCCAUUUGAAUUCUUUCUGCAUUUGGGCAUAUAACAACAGGUAUGCCCAUGAGGGAACCUGGCGAGUCUGGCAGAUGUAUAAGUUGGAAGGAUUCUUUUUUGGUCAGUACUACGAGCGCUUGAAGCGCUACGAAAUCGAUCCCCACGGCUAUGUUUGGCCAAAAGACCCAUAGAUACACUACAAAUGUUUGUAGGGUCAAUAAAAUUAUCCGUUCUUAUUGGAUGGUUGAUUUACGGUUUAGGGCGGUAUUCCUGGGUUAUUUAUGGGAUACCUUUUUCUUAUGUGCCAUUGAGUUAGUU
Messenger RNA from Drosophila persimilis, 743 nucleotides. RefSeq lists its product as uncharacterized. Bases 14 to 616 code for a protein of 200 amino acids. Lineage: Eukaryota; Metazoa; Arthropoda; Insecta; Diptera; Drosophilidae. The transcript is spliced from 2 exons. The record is from RefSeq and is a predicted model, not a curated record.